Chelonia mydas (Green sea turtle) is the source of this 2876-nucleotide messenger RNA. Its product is annotated as CD209 antigen-like protein D. Lineage: Eukaryota; Metazoa; Chordata; Testudines; Cheloniidae. The record is from RefSeq and is a predicted model, not a curated record. The transcript is spliced from 10 exons. The coding region runs from base 154 to 1164 and encodes 336 amino acids.
AGAGAGGAACUGAAACUAAGGAAGUAAUACAACUGCUCUGAGCGAGGCACUGAGAGCAAGGGAGUGCCUCAAGCAGAACAGGGUCUGGGGUUGGGGUGGGGUCUGUUGAUUCAGCAGCAGCCCACCUAAGCCCCUGGUCCCCAGCAAUAAGGAAUGGCCCAGCAGGAGCUCUAUGGGAACUGGCUGUGUCCUCCACCGUCACCAGGGAAGAGACUGGUGAGACAAACAGGGAUUUACUUAUUAUCAGGGGGACCAGCACAUGCAAGUCACGUCAGAUCUGGCUCACCUGAUAGCUUUUCCAAUGAGGACGAUUAUGACGAUGUGUCCCUGUCCGAGAUGGGACAUCAGAUGCAACAGAGACUACCAGCUUAUAAAGACAAUACAGAUAUAGCAAGCCAGAGAAGCAAGGAAGGCACAGGCGUUUACGUGCUAGCCGGGAAACCAGCAUGUUCAAGUCUCCCAAGGACAGCUGACCCCAUUCCUGGCUCCAAUCAAGGAAUAGGCUACAGACCGAAGUCCAUUGUGACACUGUAUGUCCUGAUGGGGAUUUGUUUUGCAAUGUGGGCAGUUCUCCUCUCAAUAGCAGUGGUGAAAUACUUGGAGGUGUCAGAGGAGUUAAAAGUUUUAAACUAUAACCACUCGGAGAGGCUAAUGAACGUGGUGCAGGACCUGGCUGAUGGACGAAUAGAGCGAAAGAGAAUCCAGAGCGACAUGAACAAAAGCUAUAAGGAAUUGUGGGAUUUGGCAGCAUCCAUCUGCAGUGUUCUCCCAGAGUCUAUAAAAUGUGCAGCCGGCUGGAAGAAGUUUGGGAAAGCAUGCUAUUACUUUUCAAAUACGACGACAGACUGGAUGGGUGCGAAGCAGUUCUGUACUGAUCAAAACUCUUUCCUGGUUAUCAUUAACAAUGACAAUGAGCAGGCUUUUUUGAAAAACUAUAAUAAACAGAAAAGGACAUACUGGCUGGGACUGAGUGAUGCAGUGGAGGAAGGGACGUGGCAGUGGGUAGACAAUAGCCCAUAUUCUGUCAGCUUUUGGAACGUCGGGGAACCAGACGUCAAGGGUGAGGAAGAAGACUGUGUCAGCAUGAAGUCUACUGGGACAUGGAGCGAUUCCGAGUGCUCCCGGCCCAAUUACUGGAUUUGUGAAAAGACGUGGAUCUGCUGACCCACUUUUCAAACAUGCUCUUGUUAUGGGAUUGAGCACGAGUCCCACUGCUCCUCCUGCACCUGCUCAGUGGCUGACAAGAACUCAGUCCGGCUCCCCAGUAGCUGAACUGAAGAUGACGUUUCUCCAGAUUGUUAAUAGUGCUCUCCUGCAUGCUAGUUAGGGCUGUAGGUUCAGGGGUCCAACUGGUCCCAAAAAAGUGGCAGUAUUAUACCUCAGCCCUGCUCACUUCCUCAAGUUUUACACAUAAAACGCAAAGCAGUUGCACACUUCAGCUAAAAUGAUCAGCAGUUGAAAUGUAACUGUGUUGACAUGUAAAUGGCCACCAUUGAGCUUCAGAAUCAACACCCACUUAAAACAAAUGAGGAAAGUUCAUGCCUCUCAGAGCUAUGAGGCCCAAUUCUUUACUUGCGUCUGUUUUAAACCGAGGUAACAACUGAUUUCAAUGUAGUUACUUCUGCAUCAGUAGUGUCUACUUAACUCUCAGAAAUUAUACCUUCUAUAGACUAAUUCUUAUACUUCAGAUCCAUUCCUCAAAAAUAUGACUGUUGACAAGACCCAUUAAGGGGAUGCAGCCACUUCACUCACACUCUAUAUUUAGGCUUGGCAGAAUUAGACUGUUUUUAUAUAUACAGUUUUGACAGAUAAAUAGUAUCAAUAUUUAUUUAUUUUUUAAAAAAAUAAUCAAUGUAAAUUUUCACAGUUGUAGAAAAUUAUGGGCAGGUCAGACAAUAUUUAUGACAGUAGAUGUAGACAUUCAAAAACUUAAACCAUUAUCACCGUUAAAACCACAAAUUGUCAAUGUCAUAUGUCAGAAUGGUUGGUUUCAGAAUAGCAGCCGUGUUAGUCUGUAUUCGCAAAAAGAACAGGAGGACUUGUGGCACCUUAGAGACUAACCAAUUUAUCUGAGCAUAAGCUUUCGUGAGCUACAGCUCACUUCAUCGGAUGCAUACAGUGGAAAGUACAGUGAGGAGAUUUUAUAUACGCACAGACCAUGAAAAAAUAUACACUGUUAGGAGAGUGAUCACUUAAGAUGAACUAUUACCAGCAGGAGAGUGGGGUGGGGGGAGAGAAAACCUUUUGAAGUAAUAAUCAAGGUGGGCCAUUUCCAGCACAUAUCCAGGAGUUAACAAGAACGUCUGAGGAACAGUGGAAGAAGGAAUAAACAAGGGGAAAUAGUUUCACUUAGUAUAAUGACUCAACCACUCCCAAUCUCUAUUCAAGCCUAUGUCAGAAUAUACAAAGUAGAUAUCCUUAAAUCAAACUCUAAUAUAUGCUCAAGCAGUAUUUUCCUUACUUUAUCUAUCCGUAAAUUCUGAUUAUUAGCAAUGAACAUUUUUGUCGGUUUGUUUGCGUACUGUGAAAUCGACAUUUACCAACAUUGGGUGAUAAACAUCUAAUCCUUCCAAUCUUACAUAUAUUCCUCCUUCACUUUCUAUCACUCCAUGCAAAUUGCAUCUCUCCCUGCCUUAAGCCAUGUCCUUUCAUUCAUUUGUGGAAUAAUAAUUAUGUGAUUCUGUAGCUACGGUCAAGUUGAGUAUUGCCCUUUAAAACAGGGAUUCUGCUUUAUUGCUACAUAGAAAGAAUAUAGCAUAUUUUCCUCAAACGUGCAGCAAUUAUAACUUAGCACAGAAUGAAUUUUCUGAGGGUUUACAAAUAAGUCUGUUGACUAGUUUGGAUUAUAAUCAAUUAAACUUGUGUCCUUUUAAGAA